Lingula anatina is the source of this 2368-nucleotide messenger RNA. RefSeq names its product telomeric repeat-binding factor 1. The record is from RefSeq and is a predicted model, not a curated record. Gene Ontology annotation, molecular function: telomeric repeat DNA binding. Gene Ontology annotation, biological process: protection from non-homologous end joining at telomere. Gene Ontology annotation, cellular component: chromosome, telomeric region; nucleus. NCBI's taxonomy places the organism in Eukaryota, Metazoa, Brachiopoda, Lingulata, Lingulida, Lingulidae.
GCGAGAUUUUGGAAUCAAAAAGAAAAUGGCGGAUAAUUUGGAAGUGAUGUCAAUGAUAAACAGAUGGUUGCUCGAUUUUGUAUGUUACUCUGCUUGGCAAGAAUUUAUUACACAAGGUCGUAUAGAUAUAUCAGCAUCUAGGGAUUUUAUUCAAGGUAUCUUGGGCAAGUGUAGUAAUGCCAGUAAAACAACACUACACAGUUCUAAGAUUAGAUUGAUUGUCCUUUUGUGCAAAUUGUCUGAUGGCCAAGAAUAUGACACCCAGUACAAUGACAACCAAGAAGACCAAAAAACUGUGUUGGAAUAUGCGUUGGUUGCCUUCAACAAAUUGCUGUCUUCUCUUCAGCUGUCAGAUGGGAAAAAGAAAAGUUCUGAGAGAAUAGUAGAUCUUAUAAGCUUGCAGGCUGUAUUUGUGUGUUGCCGAGACAACAACUUUGAUCUUGCCAAAGCUGUGUACAAAAGAUUAUGGAAAAAUGUCAAAUGCUCAUCUCACAAAGCAGAAAUAGAUGCAGUCCUGCUUUCAAAAGAUGUAGAAAAUAAAAUCUUAAGGAAGCAUAGCUAUGAAUCCCUAUUAGAAAAUGUGCAAACAUUUCUACAGCCCAUUGUUGACAGCUUUAAAACCCCAUUUAUCAUCAGUAUGGCCAAACAAGUUCUUGAAAACAAAAAGAAGUAUUUUCCUUCAUCUGAAAGUGAUGAAGAUCACAAUGUAAACUCACCCAGGACUCAGUUAAUGUCAAAGAAACGGAAGACAGACACUAAUAUAGAAACUAGGGAUGAGUAUUUCUCUUCCCUAGGACUUGUCAAUAGUGCAGCAGGUGGUGAAACUGCUGCUAAGAAAAGGAGAAUCAACAGUGCAGCCGUUGACCUGGCCAUUGAUGUGACAAGAUACCAGACUGUGGUCAUUGAACCAGAUUAUCUUAAACCUGAGGGCAAUCCUAUAAACAAAGUCAUACAAGGACUAGAGAAUAAACUAGAGGACAUCAGAAAAUGCAUGCGGCCAUCUGAACAACAUGGCCCUGGAGGUGUAUCCAAUGGUGGGGACCAAAUGCCAAGUCCUGAAAAGAGAAAAUGCCCCCCAAAAAUAACCAAGCUAGUCCUAAAUGAGUUUGGAGAUGCAGAAACUACUCCUGAGAGCAAGCUGUGCAAACUAGGACAAGGCCCAAGAGUGGACCGAAAUCUGGCACCACCCAGGUCUCCAAGCAAUGUGUCAGUCACCUCUACAUCUUCAAUACGUUUAAAGCAGCCAUGGAUGGCAGCAGAGGUACAGAGUCUGAUUAAAGGUGUGGAACAAUUUGGAAUAGGCCAGUGGGCAGUUAUUAGGGAAAAAUUUGAUUUACAAUCACGAACAAAUGUACAGUUAAAAGACAAAUGGCGCAACCUGAUAUUGAACAAUGAAGUAGACAUUUCUCAGUUUUCUAAAAGUGGGUAUGAUAAGAAGCCAUUUACUGCAAAAGAAGAAGCAUGUUUGUGGGAUGGAGUGAAAAAGUUUGGCAGACAGUGGCAGGUCAUUAAGGAACAAUAUCCUGAUCUGAGAGACAGAUCUAUAGCAGCAUUGCUUGCCAAAUACAAUACGAUGAAUAGAAAACGAUGGCACAACCAUUCUGUUGAUGAAAAAUAACCAUAUUUUGAAAGUAAAUGUUAAAUGUCUCCCAAAUGGAAGGAAUUAUUGGAAAUCUCAAAGUCAUAUGGGGAUUUCAAAUAUGAUCUUGUAUUUGACCUUAUUUCAAGUUCAAAUGGUCCAAAAUUUUGUGGAAAUUUAAAUUUUCUGUAGAAAAAUAUUUCUUUGAGGUGAUUUGCUUUGAUAUUAUGGUGAAAAGUUACUCUUGGGGUUUCCUUUUCCGAGUUUGGGGUCAAUGACAAUUGGUGUAAUUUUAUAGGAGAAGCAGCCUUUAGAUGCAAAAACUGAAAACUCUCAGUUAUUCCAGAAUCAUAAAAGCUAGAGAGCACUUAAUUGUUGCAUUUUUUAGAGCUUGUCAAAUGCAACACUGGAAGCCCUAUGUCAGUUACAUAUCCUUAAUGUUUGUUUUACCUGUUGCGAAAUUGGAUGUUGAAUUGCUGUUAAUUACCAUGUAAAAUUGCAUUAAAGUUGACAAAAAUAACUUAUCAUGUCUGUACAUUUUUAAAUGUUAAAACAGCUUUACCACUUCUUUAAAAUACGGGCAUAAGAAUAGAAGCAUUUCCAGUGAGAUAAAUAACCAUUUUUGGUCUUUUACCAAUAUAUCAAGUUGUAAUACUUCUCAUUGUAUUGUAUUGUUUUCUACUUAAUGUGUUCAAGCUCGGGUCUGUAGAGAAUGACAAGAAUGCAUUAACUAAUUAUCAAAAAGUUCAAGAUAUUUGAAUCUGUAUUAAUAAACCAUUUCUAAGAGUA